AUGGGAAAAAAUACUUCGUUCCUCGUGGUGAGACAUUUUAUCAAGAAUCAUAAGCACUCAGCUCAAGAUGUAUUGGAGAGUACUCACUCUUUCAGAUCUAAUUUGGUGUCUUCAAUUAUUAUCGACAAGUUGAGAUUAACUCCUGACAAGUUGCCUAAUGACAUACGAAAUGAUAUUUUCAAGGAAUACGGAUUUUCACUAACAUAUCACCAAGCUUGGGCUGCAAAGGAGAAAGCAUUAGCUGAAAUUAAUGGCGUACCUAAAGAUUCAUAUAUGCUAAUUCCCUGGAUAUGUAAUCGUUUAGUGAAAACUGAUCCACAAACAAUUGCAAAAUGGACAUGCUCUCCUAGUUAUCAAUUUGAAAAGCUUUUUGUUGCAUAUGGGUGUUGUGUGACAGGUUUUCUUCGUGGAGCAAGGCCUAUAUUAUUUAUUGAUGGUUGCCACUUAAGUGGUCCAUACAAGGGAACUCUUCUAGCUGCCUCUACAUGCGAUGCAAAUAAUGAUUUAUUUCCGAUUGCGUAUGCAAUUGUUAGUGCUGAAAAUAAUGAGAAUUGGCUUUGGUUCCUAUCUAAUUUGAAAGAACUAACUGGGUCAAUUCCAGUUACGUUAAUAUCUGAUAGGCAUCCAUCAAUUAUUGCAGCUGUGGAGCAAGUAUAUGACAGGGAUAGACAUGCUUAUUGUUAUCGACAUGUGAAAGAAAAUUUUUGUGCAGAAACUAAAAAGUUACAGAGGGGAAUACGUGGUGAAGUAAAAGAAGAUGCAAAAAAACUACUAGACGCAGUUUGUUAUACCCGUUUUGGCACAGAAUUUACAGAAGCUGUGGAACAACUUCGUGCAUUUUCACCAGAACUUGCAAAUUGGUUAGAGACUAAAGGAGAUAUUAACAAAUGGGCAAAGUCUCAAUUCCCUCAUCGACGAUGGGACCUCAUAACUACCAAUGUAGCUGAAUCAUUUAAUUCAUGGAUAAGAAAAGAGAGGACUCAUAGUAUUUGUGCUUUAAUAACAGAGCAUAGAGACAAACUUGCAAAUUUGUUAUAUACUGCAAAGUUAGAGAUGACUAAAUGGAAGAAUGAAGUUGGGCCAAAGAUUGAUAAAAUAUUGAUGGAGCAUGUAGCUAGAAGUGAGUUUCUUAAAGCAGUGAGAUAUGGAGAUCAUAAUGUUAUGGUUAGAGGGUCAAAUGUUGAUGUAUGUGUGAAUCUACUACGCAAAGAAUGUACAUGUCUUGAAUGGCAAAUGACUGGAAUUCCAUGUCCACAUGCUUGUGCUGCAAUUAAAUUAUUACAUGGCAACAUCUACACCUAUGUAGAGGAGUGCUAUCUGAAAAGUUCACAAGAAAAGAUUUAUGCGAGCAGUAUGAUCCCAAUUGAAACUCAUGACAUGCCUGAUGUUAACAACCUGACCCUAACAGACUGGGAGAAUAAUAUUUUUCUUAUGCCACCUACAACAACUCGUCCUCCGGGAAGACCAUGCAAGAAGCGCCGGGAGUCACAAUUUCAAGAUGUGCAUGUUUACAAAUGUAGCCGAUGUGAUCAGAGUGGUCAUAAUCGUUCUAAAUGGAAGAUUUUCGGCGAUGUAUCGUUGCACUAUAACAGGCACCAUCAAAUCUUCCACUCUAUGCCAAAGAAGAUGGACAUAAGCUUCAUUAUUUGGAAACGGACAACAAGUGUUAUUAGAGUUCUUACUGGGGCCAAAGAUAACGCUCUUAACAUCAAUAAUGCACUACUAUAUUCAUUAAAAAAACUGUGGGGCUUGCUGCUGCGAGCGACUGGAGGAGUCAAAGGAGCGAUAGUCGACGUGGAACGAAUGAGUUUCACCGCCGGCGACGAGCUUCAGAAGACGAUUCUGCCCGAAGAUGACGAUUUUGCCUCUGACAACUUUGCUAGAUGGUGA
Messenger RNA from Arachis stenosperma, 1890 nucleotides. RefSeq lists its product as uncharacterized. Bases 1 to 1890 code for a protein of 629 amino acids. Gene Ontology annotation, molecular function: zinc ion binding. The record is from RefSeq and is a predicted model, not a curated record. The transcript is spliced from 4 exons. Lineage: Eukaryota; Viridiplantae; Streptophyta; Magnoliopsida; Fabales; Fabaceae.